AGGCCGGAAAAUGGUGGGGUCCUGACUGCUGAGCGCGCGGCAGGCCCCUUAAAAUGCCCGAACGCGUUUCACUUUUUCCAAGAUGGCGUCGAUGAGGGACAGUGACACCGGCCUUUGGCUGCAUAAUAAACUAGGAUCGACGGAUGAGUUGUGGGCACCUUCUAGCAUCGCUUCGCUGCUCACCGUGUCAGUCAUCGACAAUAUACGCUUGUGUUUUUCGAGUCUAUCGCCCCCGGUGAAACUGAAGCUCUUGCUUGGGAUGCUGCACCUCCCGCGGCGGACUGUGGAUGAGAUGAAGGAUGCUCUCUCUGAGAUCAUCCAGCUGGCCACGCUGGACUCUGAGCCCUGGGUCCUCAUGGUGGCCGACAUCCUCAAGACCUUUCCUGAAACGGGCUCCCUCAAUCUAGACCUCGAGGAGCAGAACCCUAAUGUUCAGGACAUCUUGGGCGAGUUGAGGGAGAAAGUCAAUGAGUGCGAGGCCUCAGCCAUGCUGCCGCUGGAGUGUCAGUAUCUGAACAAGAACGCCCUGACUACCCUGGUGGGCCCACUCACGCCUCCAGUCAAGCAUUUCCAGCUCAAGAGAAAGCCCAAAAGUGCCACCCUAAGGGCAGAGCUGCUGCAGAAAUCCACAGAGACAGCGCAGCAACUGAAGAAGACCGCAGGAGUGCCUUUCCAUGCCAAAGGUCGGGGAUUGGUGAAGAAGAUCGACACAACAACUCCCCUUAAGGGCAUCCCGAAGGCCCCAUUUCGAAGCCCCACCACCCCCAGCAUGUUCAGCCCCCCCAGUAAUCGGACACCCAUCGCUCCGGUGCGGACACCCAUGCGUAAGGAGCGUGGGGUCAAGUUGUUGGACAUCUCUGAGCUCGACAUGGUGGGUGCUGGGAGAGAGGCUAAGCGAAGGAGAAAAACAUUGGACACUGAGGUGGGGGAAAAGGGUACCAAAGAAGAAGCGGUGGUGGAGAACGCAACACCCGACUACGCUGCUGGUUUGGUGUCCACACAGAAACUUGGGGCGUUAAACAACGAGAGUACACUACCAUCUACAAGUUACCUUCCUGCAACGCCCAGCAUGGUCCCUUCAUCCUCAUACAUUCCCAGUUCAGAGACACAGCCAGCAAAUUCAGCAGGCUCUGGGCGUGAGGCUCUGCAGUCCAGUAGGCAGCCGGAUGAGACGGCAGCUCCCAGUACGGUGCUACCACCCCAGUUCAAGCAGAGGACACCCAUGUACAACAGCAGUAACACCAGCCCCACAGCCCCCACCUCACCCACCACACCUACCAGCACCCCAGCCAACAACGCGCCACCUGCUGCUGCCACGGCAACGCAACAGGAGUCACCUGCGCAACCUCCAGCCCCCCAGGCCACACCCACAGUUGUGCCACAGCAGCCACAACCCAAAAAGAAUCUUUCACUUACGAGAGAACAGAUGUAUGCCGCACAAGAAAUGUUCAAGACAGCAAACAAGGUUACCCGACCAGAGAAGGCCCUUAUCCUGGGGUUCAUGGCUGGGUCCCGAGAGAACCCAUGUCCGGAGCAGGGUGAUAUCAUCCAGAUCAAGUUGAGUGAGCACACAGAGGUACUUCCCAAGGCAGAUGGCACAGGCAGCACAACAAUGCUGGUGGACACCGUGUUUGAAAUGAACUACUCCACGGGCCAGUGGACCCGUCUGAAGAAGUACAAGCCAAUCACUAACGUUUCCUGAGAAGAACGAAAGAGUGGGGGACCUGGGGGAGAUGGCUUGUACGGACCUUGACUAAAAAAGGCAAAUUAUUAACUUCUGGGCCAAAUCCAUCUUGUAAUGUUGAUCUUUAGGGUUGGGGUCAGGAUACAGCCUGUGGAUGGAAGGAGGUGGGCUGUGCAGUACAAGGAUAUUGGGCAGCGCUGGGUCAAAGACGAUAAAGCAGAAAUCUCCCAGAGGCCAAGACCACUCCUCUCCCUUUCCCUCCACUGCCAGUUGACAGGGACUCUGUACGACUUGUUUUUGUCACAUGUUUCUUUUUGUUUUUAAAGCCCAUUGAAAUCCCUUUGGAUUCCAGAGUCCUCGGGAGUGGACUGUCUUUUCUUGCCAGUUGAAGUGUCGUUCUGAUCGACAUCAGAGAGUGGUAGUUUGCAGAUUGGCUGUCGCAUUGUCCAAAAACUUGCAUUUCUUUUAACACUGUUCCAGACUAAUAAUGUGUACAGCUUCCCUCAAUUAGAAACACAUAGAAGAAAUGUGACAGGAUGGCUGUUUCCCUUAAUUCUUUUUCAGGCAGUCUGGUGGAAGGUGUCUCCCCCCCCCCCCAACCUUAAGGAAAUAAAUAA
This is a messenger RNA of Scleropages formosus (Asian bonytongue), 2301 nucleotides long. It is a transcript of the gene nelfa, whose product is annotated as negative elongation factor complex member A. NCBI's taxonomy places the organism in Eukaryota, Metazoa, Chordata, Actinopteri, Osteoglossiformes, Osteoglossidae. Gene Ontology annotation, cellular component: NELF complex. Bases 83 to 1702 code for a protein of 539 amino acids. The record is from RefSeq and is a predicted model, not a curated record. The transcript has 11 exons. Gene Ontology annotation, biological process: negative regulation of transcription elongation by RNA polymerase II.